AGCGCGCAAAAUACGCUUGAUACGUCGGGCGCGAUUUCCGAUUAUUAAAUUUCAAAGAUGUCAUCUGCGCCUAUUUGUGAUCGUGUUAAUACAUAUGCUAAUAAAAGCAGAGUUAUACCUGGUUAUGAGGGGAUACCAUACAAUUUAUGUGUUAACGUUAUCGGUUGGGUGGUCCUAAUGUGCGGAUUUACACUAUUAAGAAAACUUGCAUGGGACUAUGGGCGUAUGGCUACAUUUCAACCUAGGAAAAAUAGGUGGACUCUAUUUUCAGAAAUAAAUGAUGAAAAUGUCAGUACUGACAAUGCUUCCAUUGAUAGUGUAGAACAAACUCCAUCUACUAAUGAUCCUGGUUAUUUUUCAUGGAUUGUUAGUUAUUUCAAGUUAACAUCGGCAGAUUUACAAUUAAAAGCAGGAAAUGAUGCUGUUCAAUAUCUUAGAUUUCAUUUCUAUUUAAUUAUUUAUACAGCAAUCACUACAGUUUUCUGUUUGGUUGUUAUACUUCCAGUAAAUAUACAUGGUACACUAAAAUCUCCUGACUUACAGAAAUUCGGUGUUACGACCAUAUCAAAUAUAUCGUCUAAUUCAUCUAGUCUAUGGGUGCAUACAAUUUUUGGCAUUGGAUUUUUCCUGUUGGCAUUUUUUUUAAUGCAACAUUUCUCGAGGCAAUUUCGUCGAGAGUCGACUCGAACACCGAAUUUCUCAGAUAAAACAUUGAUGAUUUCCGGGAUAUCACGUACAAAUUGUUCACGAGCACUCAUUUUAAGGCACUUUGCAGAACUUUAUCCUGAAUGUCCUGUUGAAGAUGUACAAAUUUGUUAUGAUACACGAAAACUGAUAAAACUUGAAAAUCAGAAAGAUACUGUAAGAGCUGCUCUACGUUACUCUGAAGAAAGUUACGAACGUAAACGUAAACGUCCAUUUAUUAUACCAUGUUGUUGUGGUUGGAUGUAUAAAAAAUGUUAUGAAAAUAAUUGUUGUCGUAGUUGUUGUUGGAAUACUAAUAAUCAAAUAGAUUCUUCACAAAAUUAUAUUUCAAAUAAUAAUGAUAAUCAUAUAGAUAAUAUUGAUGAUACUGUGCCAAGAUCUGAAGCUGUUAACAACGAAUUAUCUUCAUCAUCUUCCUCUUCUCCUUCACCUAAAAUAAAUUAUAAUAAAUGUAAAUUAUGCCUUUGUUGUUCAUGUCCACAACCUGCUGAUGCAAUCACUUAUUAUACAAAUAAAAAAAUGUAUUUACAAAAAGAAAUUGAAAAACAAUAUGAAACAACAAUUAAAAAACCAAUUGGUAUUGCAUUUAUAACAUUCUCAACCAAAUAUGCUGCAGCUUAUGUAUGUAAAGAAUAUCGUAACAUUUGUCGACGUUUAAUUAUAUCUAUAAUGUCUAGUACUAGUACUAGUUCAGUAUUGAAAAGUCAUAUGUGGUCUGUCGACUUUGCACCUGUUCCAAGUAAUAUUAUUUGGGCGAAUCUAGCAGCUACGAGAACUGUGUGGUGGUGUCGAGCAAUUUUUAUUAACUUGUGUGUUUUCUUCGUGGUGUUUUUUCUUACUACUCCUACAUAUGUAUUGAAUUUAGUUAAUACAUUGCACUUAACUGAACGUCUACAAAUUAAUAAUCCACUAUUGAUUCAAUUUUUCCCAUCUAUUAUUCUUUGGUCCGUGUCUGCUUUAUUACCUUACAUUGUAUUCAAUUCAGAUCGACUUGUUGGUCAUUGGACUAAAUCUGUUCUACAUUUAACUGUAAUGAUUAAAACAUACACUUUAUUAAUUCUAAUGAUUUUAGUACUUCCAUCACUUGGCCUUACAUCAAUACCUGCUCUACUUCAGUGGCUUUUCCCGGAAAUGCAUAUCAUACCACUUGUCCCAGCAAAUAAUGGUUCAAAAAUUAUUAAUAUUUCAACCAUCAAUAAUACUACUAGUAAUAAUAAUAAUGCUACUGCUAAUAAUUCAAGUACACCAUCUUCAUCGAGUCCAUUCAUUCCAAUUGGACCACAGUCAUUUCAAUGGGAAUGUGUUUUUAUGCCAGAUAAUGGUGCUUUCUUUGUCAAUUAUGUAAUCACUGCAGCAUUUAUUGGAACAUCGUUAGAACUUGUUCGAUUUUCUGAAUUAUUUAAUUAUGUUUGCCGCCUUAUGUGUGUUAAAUCACAAGCUGAAAAAGCUGGUGUACGAAAGGUAAAUUUUCUAUUAGGUUUUCACUUAUUCUUCUGUUUACAACUUCCUUAAUUAUGUUAUUUUAAUGAAAACGAUUACUUAAUUAUUUACAUGUAAUUUGAUAGUCAUUUUCUAAAUGUGUCCUGUCAUCUGCUUUACACCACGGAUUGAUCUUAGACAAUUGCUGGAAAGUAGGGAGCGCUAGUGAUCUGUCUCAUUCUAAUUUAGGAGUGUUCUACAGUGCGUGUCUAUAUCGAGGGCUUAACUUUCAGACAACUGAGUUGGCAUCCGAUACUUUAUAUUCCCAUCUUCAAUCAUUUCGCGAUAUUGCGCAACCAUCUUCCAAUGCUAUUAGUGGGUAACUAUUUUAUAACCAUUUCUUUUAUUAUCUUGGAUCACUAAUUAUUGAAGACUCUUUCUUUAUUAAUAGGCUAGUCAAUUUGAAUUUCAGUUUGGACUGUUUUAUGCAUGGAGUUUAUGCGUCUUCGCUGUGAUCUGUGCAUAUAGUAUUGUAUGUCCGUUGAUUACACCAUUCGGUAAGUAGCUAACAUUUCUAUAAUUUCUACAUUGUAUUAUAAAUGACAUCGUCAUUGUAUUAUUUGGUAGUUUUUUUCGUAAUAAUAUAAUUUGUAAUUUUCCUAGCAAAAUUAUUGUUUACACACAUUAUUUGUGCAAUUGAACCAUCUUUAGCCAGUAUUCAUUAAAGUUAGGGCAAAAUCUUUGGAUGUGUUUUGCAAGUUUUCUCAAUUUCAUGGCUUAGUACGCUUUGUUGGAUUUAGAUGUAUGUAAAAAGCCGUAACACUUUCCACUAAUUUGGCGCAAUUUUGUUGCCAUCCUCAAAUUAAUAUGAGUAUAAAAUAUUAGUUGUACAAAUCUGGGAUGCUAACAUUUUCAAUGAACACUUUCCAUGCCUCCUCGAACUUACUAACGUCUAGUAGUGUGUUUAGGGUCAGAAUAUAUAUGAAGAAUUAACACCAUUUUCAAUCAUGAAACACCAAAUUUCGUGGUUUAAUCACGUUACUUGCAUUUUGUUUUGAUGCCUCCUCUCUUGUGCAUUAUUUAGUGACGCUGCAUACUGAACAAAUAUUAGUGGAAGAGAUGGUAGACGUUGUUACAUGACGCUCUAGAAUGAACGAUUAUUUUGUUGAAUAGAGAUCGACUAGCACUUCGGUGUAAUUUUAUGUUUUUUUUAAAGUGUUUUUAUUCUUUAUUUAAUUUGCUUUCUUAUAUUCAUUUUUAGGUCUUAUCUAUUUAAUAUUUAAGUAUUUCGUAGAACGUUAUAAUCUCUACUAUGCCUAUUUGCCUAGCCGUAUUGAUUCCCACAUUCAUUGGCUUGCAAUCAGUUGUAUGUUAGCUUCUGUGUUUUUAUUACAAUUAAAUAUAUUCAUGUUUAUUGUUUUACGUUCCAAUACUGUUAGUCAUGCUUUAGUAAUUUGUUCAUUAUUGGGUUUGAUAUUCUCUGCAAUAUUAAUAAUUUUCACGAUUGUUACUGGAUGGAUAAUGGCUGGUAGUAGUUCAGCACGUAAACUUCUAUUUAGAAAUGCACAUUUAGUCCCUACCACUGAAGAUGUAUUCGUUGAUCAGCAUAGUCAGUAUAAUAGUUCAGUCAGUGUUCAACGUAGAGGAUCAAAUUUGAACGAAAUAACCAAAGCAGUUGGUGAUCGAAAAUCAUUGGACGAUGCUACUUUUCCUAUACAUAGAAAUAACAGUGAUCCGAAUCAAUUUACUCAACCAUUAACACUAGAUAAAUCAGAAUCUAAAAAUUUGAUCCGUUCUGUUCCUGCUUCACCAUUAAUACCACCUCCAUCACCUCCUCUUACUCCUCCUACAUGUUCUUUACAAGUAUUUAAUAGAAAUGAUUUAAUUAGACAUUCAUACCCGGUAAGAAUUGAUACUAAAGAACAAUUUGUUGCACCAGUUUUAUUACAUUUACAAAAAAGACAUAGUGUAACUAAUUAUAUGAGUACACAAUCUAUGAUUAGUUCACUAUCAGAGAAUAAUUCUAAUCAUCCAUCUCAAUCAGAAGAUCAUAAUAAUUAAAUGAAAUACAUUCAGUAUUCUUUCUACUAUUCCUUUUAUAACAACGAGGAUGAUCCGAAAACAAAUCUGUUUCCUUAAUCAUUACCAGAGGUAUAUAUAUCUUUGUUUAUUUAACAAACCAUCUUCUAUAAAACGUUUGUGUUCUUCUUUUCAAUUUGUCUUUGUAUCACUUUCUUCAGUAAUUAUUGAUCAUUCAUUUUCAUGUUCAUGAACAUUAUCACCAUCAUGAUGAUGAUGAUGAUGAUCGCCGUUUGCUUUUUGAGUUUAGAUUUCUAGAUUUUUCUAUUUACUUUUUCAUUUGUUAUUAUUUAUGUAAAUUUUUUUGUUUGUUUUUUUCUCGUACUUAUAGUUUAUUCAUAUGAUUUUCUUUCAUUUAUGCUUAUCUAUAAUUGAAUAAAAUGAUUUAUUUUAUAAUUGAUUAUAAUAUAACAGAAGAAUGUUUCUUUCUUUGAGUUGAAUACUUUUGGGUACUUACUUAUUUUAAGCAUACCUAUGAACUCUCUUCUAUGUCACCGUUGUAUAUAUGUUGAUUGUGAUGACAGUAAUGAUGAUGAUGGUUGAAUGAAUGUACUUAUCAUAAUUAGGAGGGAGAAAAAAAAGAACAUUCUGAAAUUAUAUCUGCAUUUUGUUCUCUUUGCUUUUGUCUCACUUUUGCACUCUUUAUUUGUUUAUCUAUUAUCCUGUUCACAAUUUGAAUCUAACUUGCUUGUUGCUAUUUUGUAUAUGUAGACGUGGUAAUAUCAUUUAUUGUUUAUUUAAAGUUUAAUUAGGAUAAUCAUAAUAUUUCAAAGAAAAACUGAUAAUUUCAUUUUGUUUUCUCAAAUUUGACAUUGUUCGUUUUUUCUAAAGAAUAAAACAUAUGAAGAAUAA
Molecule: messenger RNA, 5055 nt
Organism: Schistosoma guineensis
Lineage: Eukaryota; Metazoa; Platyhelminthes; Trematoda; Strigeidida; Schistosomatidae
Source: the annotation of a GenBank genome assembly